Molecule: messenger RNA, 700 nt
Organism: Raphanus sativus (radish)
Lineage: Eukaryota; Viridiplantae; Streptophyta; Magnoliopsida; Brassicales; Brassicaceae
Product: cysteine proteinase inhibitor 2
Exons: 2
Coding region: 107-529 (140 amino acids)
Molecular function (GO): cysteine-type endopeptidase inhibitor activity
Source: RefSeq, a predicted model, not a curated record
AAAGUAAAACAAAAUCAAAGCUUUGAAGAAACAUCAAGAGGCAAAUAAAUAACCCAAAAAAAUCAAACUUAAGCCAAAGGAGAAGAAUACAAAAGUUAUAAGCAAUAUGUCAAAAGUUUCUCUUAUCAGAUUGUCAUUGUUAGUGUUCCUGGUGAUGGCCGUCGUGACUCCAUCGGCGAAGUCCGCCCUUCUCGGAGGGAAGUCAGAUGUUGGGAACGUUGGAAUCAACAUGGAGAUUCAAGAACUUGGAAGGUACUGCGUGAAACAAUUCAAUCUACAAGAAAUGAGCGAGCAAACAACCGCUGCAUCCAUUGCGAGAACAGACGCUAACGUGUUGAGUCCGUUGAAAUUCAGACGAGUUGUGUCGGCUCAGAAACAGAUCGUGGCUGGUACCAAAUACUAUCUAAGGAUUGAAGUGACUCAACCCGAUGGCACGAGCAGGAUGUUUGACUCAGUUAUAGUUAUUCAACCAUGGCUUUUCUCUAAGAAGUUGCUCGAAUUCACUCCUGUUGCUAGUCCUAUCUACUAACUUCAUUUCUUUAUUCAAGAAUAUCCAAAUGCAAUCAAAAAGACCAAAAAUGUGCAUGAUAUGAAGUUAUUAUUAACAAUGGGCUAAUAGUUCGUUUGUAUUGUAAUGAUGUUUUACGUUGUUAUAAAUAAAGGCCAAAGAUGUUAUAAAGAUGUGAUGAAAUUACUGAAA